AUGACGCCACCACAUUUCGUUGUAGCAUGGAAUGUGCGAAUAACUCAGCUACUGCGUCGUUCGCAGCGUGAAAAUGCCCCCAAAAACUCCAAACCCUGGCUGAGUUCGGGUAAGCUGAGUUGUCGCGGCAGCAUGUCACCCGGACCCUUGGAAGCGGUAUUUUUUGGUCCACAACCUGUUAGUACAACAAAAUGUAGCGGAGGUCCGGCGGGAAGACUUCUUCAAUCACGACAAUUACAUCAAGAAAUAUGUAGUCUACUUUUAGGCGCUAUUGAACAACUGAAAAUAGCCCUGAACGAAUUCAGCACCGUACUCCCACCGAAUAUCAAUACACAAAUCGGUUCACCACCAUUUCGAGAAAACGAUACCAACGAUCGAUUGCAUAAACUAUUGGAACAGGCUAAGACUCACGAUUCCGAAGAAGAUUUUACGAUACGAGCCAAUUCCGAUAUAGCACAACUCUGUGCCGAAUGCAUAAUGUUUUGGCGACGUGUCCUGAUAGCCUCCACCCAGCCUUCGGUACACACACUGCUGGCGAAAAAACAUCACAUCCUGAGGGUGAGACGUUUCUCCGAAGGAUUCUUUGUGAUGGAAAAUCCUCGACACACUGCUGCCGGCUGUUACGAUAGCAACUAUCAAAAUUAUGUGGCCAUAUCGGAAAUGGCGCGACGAAGUCGUUACAUGCAAUCACUGCCUCCCUUACCGGUCCAUUGCACACCCAUUGAUGGUGAUACGAAUUCAAUGCCUUUGAUAUUUGAAGAUCGUUAUGUGGAACCGAAUAAAUUCACAAGAAAGCGUACUGGGUCUGAGCCGCAUUUAAAUGUCAAUGGGAAAAAUAAAACCGGCACAGCGACAGAUAAGGGGGUAGCCACCCCAAAUGGUCGGGCUGCCUCGGCCUCAAGUGGCAAAGAAUGUUCUUGUGGUGCGGCAAGUUUUGAUUAUCCUCCGCCGAGUAAAACAAAUGGUGUGCCGGCUGCGGCUGGAGUGUUGACACCCCGAUUUGCCUUGGGUGGUGAAAUUUUACAAGCCAGCCUGACCAUUGCCCCCACGGCUGCCUCCAAAGGCCCAUCGGGUAGUUCUCUAAAUCAUCGCUACAUGUCAAGACAUUCGGUAAAUGGCCUCUUGGAUGAAAUCGAUAGUGGCCUGGAUCCCAGCAUGCAGGAAUUUUGUGAGGUUGGCAGUGCAGGCACCUUACCAGCUAGACACAGCAAAUCUUUAGAUCAAUUGGAUGGUACAGUCCACAGCACCCCCUCCUUGAGGACAUAUCACAAUACCAUGUCCGGUUAUCCGGCCAAGUUAUCAGAAAGUGAAAUAAAUCACUUGAGUGGAGGUUAUGUUCCCGAGCUGCAGGAGAAAACCUUUAAAGGCUUUGCUGGACUGAAUGGAAAUCGUGGUGGCCAGAGUCACAAGCCCAAGGUCCAGGCUGAGGAUUUAAUGCGUAACAUCAAUGAGUUCCGCAUGAAAUAUAAAAAUUUUGAAGAUCCCUGUGUUACAACUAAUGGUCCCGUGGCCAUGCAUUACAAGACCUAUGGAGCCAAUACCUUGGGCCGUCCGGGAAAUGUGGAGGCCAGCAAAUAUGACUAUCUACAUGAAAUCAAAAUGUUGAACCCACCCAAGAAGUUGGCGGACAAACCGAAUUCCUAUUACAACAGCCUGCCCAAGACCAUGGUCAAUGGUGAGAUUGUGCCCCGUAAUUCUUAUCCACCCAUUAAAACACAAAAUGGCAUGGCACCACCACCAUCUCAGACGCCAUCACUACCACCACCAUCAGCAUCAGCAUCCGCAUCAACUGAACCCCAGUCCAUAGUUUGGCCACAACAAAUCGCUAUACCCCGCAGUAGUUCUUCCCAAGCCCUUAGACAAGCGGCCAAUAAUAAUAAUGGGCUGCCCGCCAGCAAUCAUGAUGUAGAACCAAAUAGUACCAUACCCCGUUCCGUGGAAAUUGCCCGAGUCAGGGUAUCUGAUCUCAAGGAAAUGCUGAAAAAUGGCACCCUGCGCAAAGAGUCGAGCAGUUCGGAAAGUGAUAUACCCUCCAAGGUGAAAAAGGCCAAGGCCGAACAGAAAAUGCUUUCGUCGAAUAGUGUGCCCUUCAGGCUGGAUAGCGCUUCGGGCCAGGAACAGGAACAGACCACAAGUGGCUUCAGUGAAUCGCUGCCGAAUUUGGUGCCACCACCACAGUUCACCACAGAGGCAGUGAUCAGCGACUCCACCUCAUCGUUGAGUGAGGAAAGCGGCUGGGUUUCGAGUAGACGUAGCUCCAUUGUACCCUCCAGUCCGGAAACUAUACUCAAACAACAACAGACCAAAGAGAGAAAUGAAUUGGAGACCCGAUUGAAUGGGGAACAGCUGAGGUUGAAGCUGCAAAAGCUAUUGGAGCAACAAAAUAAAAAUAAAAAACUAAAGGAGUCCAGGGGGCUGAUGAAAAAUGGCCCAGCCUCGAACACCAUACCCAUGGCGGAUGGCCUUAUGCUGCCGCAUAAAAAAAUCUCCUCUGUCACGGUGAAAAUUAAACCGGAACGUUUACGCUCCGAACUGAGGCGAAAUUUACGCAAUCAACCCUAUAAUGAAUCCACCGAGGUAGAGGAUUCGGAUUUCUCCCUAAUGCAAAGUCAAAGGCGGGAACGAUAUCGUAAAACGGAAAAAUCGAAAUCGGAUUUUGAUUUGACCAUCAUUAAGGAGAGCAACAGUGGUACGGCCACAAUGGCCUUGACAAAUGUGCGGGUACCACCGCCACAACAAUUUCAGGAUGAUCUGCUGCCUCCCGAUGAGUUUCGGGAUCCUCCCCUUAAUCUUCAGCAGCAGGUCAGGGAGAAACAAAACAAAAAAUCAGAAUUCAUUACAAACAGGAAUACGGAUAAGGAUUCGCAAUUCGGCAAAAUCUCCAGCAAAUCGAAUAGUGUUGUGGCAACAACAAAUUAUGUCACCAUGACCCCAGCCCACAAAUCGGAUACCUAUCAAAGUCUAACACAACACUCCUCACCCUCAUCGCUGAUACUGCCGCCAGCGCCUCCACCUCCGCUCAAGGAAAUACCGCCCCAUGGCCACCUGAACUUGAGGCAACCCAUUGUGGCCAUAGAUAAUCCCGUCUAUCACAUUUACGAGUCCAUGAAACCCAUUACACCCGGUAGUAUAUUCGGCAAUAAGCCAGUGGUGAGGUCCCACAGCAUUGUGGAAAUGAAACGGCCCAAAGAUUUUGGAAAUGCCUCUUCAAUGGUCACCACAGCAACGGCGACAAUGAAAAAUUCACAAAUCAUCAUUAACAACAACAACAGUAGUAGUAGCAAAUCGAAUCGUUCCACACCCUCCAACAAUUCCAAUUCAAAUCCCAAGCUAGGUCUUAAUAUUAAUGCGAACACACAUUCACACCCCGCAUCUCAAGAUAACGGUAACGAAGAUGAGAACAAAGAAAAUUCCAAUUCUUCUUCAUCGACAGCAGCGACAGGACAUCAUCACCAUUGUAAUAAUACGACCUCGGCGGCGGCUUCCUCCUCCUCCAAUUCUGUGGUACGAUCCUCCAGCACCAAAUCGUCCUCGAAACAUCACAAAAAUCAAAACGGCCACAGCAACUCCAAGGGCUCCGAAGCCAACAACAUAUCUCUGAUGGAAUUCGAAAAAUAUCGCGAAGAAUUUCGCAAACAAUUGAAAUACAACGGCAGCAUUUAUUCGGACUUUCCGAAACUCUCCUCGGAAUUGCCUUAUUUUUAUAUCAGCGACGAGUAUCGUGCCUUCUCACCGAACGGCAUGCAUUUAAUUAUCUGUGUUCAUGGGCUGGAUGGCAAUUCGGCCGAUUUGCGUUUGGUGCGCACCUAUUUGGAAUUGGGUCUGCCCGGUGCCAAUUUGGAAUUCCUUAUGUCCGAACGUAAUCAGGGUGAUACGUUUUCGGAUUUCGAUACCAUGACUGAUAGACUGGUUGCUGAAAUUCUCUAUCAUAUCGAAACCUGUGGACUCAAUCCGACACGCAUUUCAUUCGUCGCACAUUCUUUGGGAACAAUUAUUGUACGCAGCGCCCUGGCAAGGCCCCAAAUGCGUUCACUAUUGCCACGACUGCACACAUUUUUAUCAUUAUCGGGACCGCAUUUGGGUACGCUAUAUAAUACCAGCGGACUGGUCAAUAUGGGUGAGUAA
Molecule: messenger RNA, 4125 nt
Organism: Musca vetustissima
Lineage: Eukaryota; Metazoa; Arthropoda; Insecta; Diptera; Muscidae
Exons: 4
Coding region: 1-4125 (1374 amino acids)
Source: RefSeq, a predicted model, not a curated record